This is a messenger RNA of Seminavis robusta, 1056 nucleotides long. The record is from the annotation of a GenBank genome assembly. Lineage: Eukaryota; Bacillariophyta; Bacillariophyceae; Naviculales; Naviculaceae.
AUGCCUAGCAAAACACCAAGCCUACCCCCCAGCAACUUGCCAAGUGUUUCACCAAGUCAAAUCCCAAGUACUCUCCCCAGCUUGGCCCCAAGUGAUUUUCCAAGCAGCAAACCCAGUCAAUCCCCAAGUCAAACUCCCAGUUUCAUUCCAAGCCAAGUUCCAAGUCAAGCUCCCAGCUUUGCCAUUGAUGACAGAACUGAGCUGUUGGCAGAAAUCGAUACUUGGAUCACCACAGGGUCGUCUCAGUAUGGGGACAUCUCCACUUGGGAUGUUUCGAGGGUAACAGACUUCAGCUAUCUGUUUGAUUCACGUUCAACUUUCAAUGAUGAUAUUACUGACUGGGAGACAAGCCAAGUGGUAACCAUGGCCUUCAUGUUCAAGGGUGCAAGUGUGUUUGAUCAAGACAUCAGUGGAUGGGAUGUCUCUAAAGUCACUUCAAUGGAAGGCUUGUUUGAAUCCUGCAGUGUCUUCAAUGCCCCAAUUACAAACUGGGAUGUAUCAAAUGUGAGCAACAUGAAUUCUUUGUUUAAAAGAAACUAUGAAUUCAACAAAGAUAUCUCUGGAUGGGAUGUUUCAAAAGUCACUGACAUGGGCAUAAUGUUCGGAGUAGCUUCCAAGUUUAAUGCUCCCAUCACAAAUUGGGAUGUCUCAAAUGUCGGCAACAUGUAUGGAUUCUUGCGCUUUGGAAAUGCUUUCAACCAAAAUAUCUCUGGUUGGGAUGUGUCAAAAGUCACUGACAUGUAUCAAAUGCUGGCUUAUAUGGAUGUUUUCAACUAUGAUAUCAGUGGAUGGGAUGUUGGAAAGGUUACAGAAUUUCAAACAAUGUUUCGGGAUUCACCUACCUUCAGCCAAAAUCUGUGUUCCUGGAAUGAUCAUAUGGCCUCCUCUGGAGUUACUACACAGUUAGCAUUUUUGGGUACUGCCUGUCCUGAAGAAGCAAACCCCACUCCAACAUUGCAGUCCGAUGGAGUGACAUGGUCUCCUUUGUGUUAUGCCUGCCCAGUUCCGAGUGAAUCUCCAAGUAUGGCACCAAGCCAAGCUCCCAGCCCGAACUAG